Molecule: messenger RNA, 4430 nt
Organism: Portunus trituberculatus (swimming crab)
Lineage: Eukaryota; Metazoa; Arthropoda; Malacostraca; Decapoda; Portunidae
Exons: 2
Coding region: 430-3243 (937 amino acids)
Biological process (GO): regulation of transcription by RNA polymerase II
Molecular function (GO): RNA polymerase II cis-regulatory region sequence-specific DNA binding; DNA-binding transcription factor activity, RNA polymerase II-specific
Source: RefSeq, a predicted model, not a curated record
ACACCACACACACUCGCGCCGGCAGUAAACAAGAGGCAGCGGUGAGCCACGUAACCCAGCCACCCGACACUCCCGCGCGCCUCCUACAGUGCCUCUCAGUGCCACGCCUCCCACCACCACCCAACCUUCCAUCGCGCAGUGCCGCCCCUUCCCACCCUUCCCCCUGCCCCCACUCCGGCCGUGCAGGUGGUGCCGCGUCACGCCCCCAUCGCUACCAUACAUAUACAUACAUCUAGACCUUGUUAGACCUAGAGAACCACACACGCACGGCACUGGUAGCCUAGUGAUGGUGGCCGCGGUGCCAGUCAAUGAAUGUUGCUUAGUGACACCGGAGGCGGCGGCGGCGGCGGCGGCGGCGUGCGCGUAAACAGUGUCGGCGCCUCAGUCCCGCUGCGGCCCGUGAGGUGACAGGGCACGCGGCGCUGGGUGAUGGUGUCUCGCGCCAAGCCUUCCGGUGGCACCAUGGCACUGCACUGCUCGCAGGCCAAACUGUGGGUCAAGACGCACUACGAGCGUCACCCUGAGGGCGUGGUGGCCAAGGCUGUUAUGUACAAGCACUACGAGGAUUACUGCCGCGAACAAGGACGCAACAUUAUGGAGACGAGUAUCUUCGGCCGCGUGGUCAAGUCUGUGUUCCCUGACGUGACCAUCCGCAGACUGGGCGGCAGAGACAACCUCAAGUACUACUACUGCGGCAUCCAAGCCAAGGAGAGCUCGCCCCACGCUGGGGACAACGCCACCACCACGCGUCCCAAGAGGCGCCUCAGGAAGAGGGAGCAGCCCACGGACAAGGGCGACGUGCACCGCUGCCUACUGUGGCUGCACAAGAAUUACCACCUGGUGCCAGACUCCUCAGUGGCCAAGGCCGAGGUGUACGACCGCUACGUGAGUGAGUGUGUGGCGGGCGUGGGCGACCCACUGUCCAUGCAGCACUUUACCAUGGUGCUGAGCCACGCCUUCCCACACGCCGCAGGUCGCAGACUUGGCCCGCGUGCAAACCAACACAAGUUUUACUUUGGCAUCCAGGAGCGCGCGGCGCCCCUGCCGUUAGACACCGUGCCCGGCGACCUGCAGGGCGCAGUGGAGCUCAUGUUCAGUAACGGCAGACUGUGCUACCACGAGGAGUUGCACCCUGACGACGACGACGAAGACGACGACGAUGACGAGGACGACUGUGGCUGUCGCAGCCCUGUGUCGGACACCUCGGAGGGGUCGUUACGAGAAACUAACACGCCACUCUCGGGGGCGCAGGCGCACCAGCACUACUUGAUGCAGCCGUACAUCAAGGAGGAGGAGCCCGUGGACUACAGCCUGCAGCACCUUAAGCUGAAGGACGAGCCCCUUGAGGACGACUACACCGUGAAGGAGGAGCCCCUCGACCUACACGUGCCGCGCGACGAAACCGAGAUGGACAUGUCGUUCGAGGGAUCGUCCCGGUACCACCAGCCCAACAUGGGGCCCUCCCAUGGGCCGGGCCUGGGCCACCACGCCGGGGGCCGCGACCCCAAGGCCAAGCCCAUCUACAAGCCACGCUUUCGCGCUAUCGUCGAGGGUUGGGUGAGCGAAGGCAAGGACGACCACGUCCCGGACAACUCGGUGCAAGAUGCGUGGGAGGUUCGACUGCGGGUGUGGCUAACGCAAGCGCUGCAGGAGUGCCCCGCCAUGUGCGUCAACAGGGACCAGCUGUACGCUCACUACGAGCAGGACUGUGACAUGGCAGAGGUGAUGGCACUGCCGCUCACCUUCUUUGACCAAACUGUGAUGAAAGUGUUCCGGGGCGUGGCCACCAUGAUGCAUUCCCCCGAGAAGACCUUCUACCGCGGCGUGAAGGUCGCGCCGCUCUCCCCCCUGGACGGUCAGCUGGAGGAGUUGGUGGACGACCACCCCCACCACGCCCAUGGCCUGCAAGGCAUCGAACAGUCUCCACCGCCCGCCAUGGCGCCUCUGCGCGUCUCUCCGCUGCUGGAGGACGAGCACUCCGAGGCGCCUUACGAACACUACGCAGAAGAGGAGGGCGGCGGCGGUGCGCGGGGCGGGGCUCGGGAGGGCCUGCGUGACGGCAAGUACUACCUCAGCAUGUGGCUCACGGACAACUUUGAGUCCGUACCCGACUCGUGCGUGCUCAAGGCGGAGGCAUACCACCACUACGAGCAGUACGCGCGCUCCAUCAAGCAGACGCCCUUCGAGAUGAACGUGUUCGGCAAGAUCGUGCGUCAGGUGUUCCCCAAGGUGAGCAUCCGGCGGCUGGGCGGGCGCGUCAAGCCACAGUACCACUACUGCGGCAUCGCGGUCAAGCCCAGCAGCGCCCUACACCAGUUCAUGGCCGGUAAAGACCCCGCCCAGCGCUCACGGAAGAAGGAGAUUGCCACGGACAACAAGAGCGCCGAGCUGGUGAUCGAGUGGCUGCGCUCCCAGUAUGAGGCAGGCUCAGGCAACGUCACCAUGAAGAGCGCUGUGUUCAGAGCCUACUGCGCCUACUGCAAGGCGGUGGGCGAGAGUCCCGUCACGCUCAACUACUUCGGCAAGCUGGUCAAGCAUUGCUUCCCCAACGUGGAGGUGCGCAAGUGUGGCGGCCGCUCAGAGCCCACCUGGUACUACUUCGGCCUGGUGCCCCUGGGGCCGCAGCCCCAGGACAUGGGGGGCGGCGACGGCGGCAUGAUGCAGGCACACUGCGGCGGCCUCAUGCACCGCGACGUGCCAGGCCACUCGUCCAGCCCCAUCCCCAUCUGCCUGGGCGGAGCGGCGGGAGGCCUCAUGCCCCAGCACCCCGGUCUACCCUCCCACUCCUAUGCCGGCUCCCCGGGCUCCCCAAUGAUGGACAGCCAGGACGACCCUCGCCGCCGCCUGCUGAGCCGCUCCCCCUACGAGCACGGCGACGUUCCCCCAGACUCCCUCUACUCCCGCUCCCCCGGGGACUCCUCAGCACAGUACUGCAGGUCGCCCCGUGAGGUGCUGCUACUGGGGGGCGGCGACAGUCCCCGCGGCCACUGUCACUCCCCGGCAGACACCAGCCUUGGCUUUCCGCACAGCCCUCUGGAGGCGGUGUUCCACGGGAUACGUGCCCCACAGGCGGGGGGCGGCGGGGGUCAGGUGGUGCCCCGCUUCCCCCAUCCGCACCUGCAGUACCCACCGCAGGGUGAUCCCGGGGGUAUGGGCACUCCCGGGGCCGGUGACCUGCACGCCCACAAGCGGCACAAAGCCUUCCCAGACCAGUGCGGCGCCUCGGAGAUCCACCUCGAGUGACGCGGCUUCGCCUGUGACGGUUCGACUGUGAUAUAUUGAAGCAGCAGCAGCAGCAGUAGCAGCAGCAGCAGCGUUCUGUUCCUCGGUGCCUACUCGACUCGUUCUGUGCCUGCAGCAGGAAGGUGGAAGGAAGGAAGCCUCGUGCUGAUAACGCUAACGCUAACAAUGAACACUCGUGACAGAACACUGGGCGCGCGGUGUGACGCUGGAACAAACACUGAACCUUGUGCAAAACAAACCAAUCUUCCAAUACAAACGGUUACCUUUGGUUAGCGUUCACGGUGCUCUCAUGUGUCAUGUGUCAUGUAGCUGACGGGUGCGCGCGCCCCCGUGCACACACACACACACACACACACACACACACACACACACACACACACACAGUGACGCAGUAUACAGUGCCCUUUCUCGGCGUGCGCGUGCGUCCGUACGUCACCAAGUGUAUGAAGAUAACCUUAUUUAAGAUACUUUUAAUUUGUAUCCAUUCUCACUCUCUCUCUCUCUCUCUCUCUCUCUCUCUCUCUCUCUCUCUCUCUCUCUCUCUCUCUCAACCAAUGAUGGUGGAGAAAGAUCUCUCCAGAAAGAGAGAGGGAGAAAGAGAUAGGAGAGAGAGAGAGAGAGAGAGAGAGAGAGAGAGAGAGAGAGAGUGUUCCUGGUGACACAGUGCUAGUGUAACACAAGCAGUGAUGCCAGCAAGGGACAGUGCCCCAGUACCCGACACAGCGCAGUGCAGUGUUCCCAGUAUUCCUCACCAUUGUUACCUCCCCCCGUGACUCCCACAACUCCAGUGCCGCGAGGAGUGCCAGUACGCCCCUUGAACGGUGGUUGCCCCAGUACAUCCUCAACAUCCCAGUGCAUCAAGGAGUCUCCCGGUACCCUCCAGUGCCAUCCCAGUGCCCGGAACAAUGCUCAGUGCCCCAGUGCCCAGUGCGAACCACCAGUACACACCCAGUGCCCAAAACAGUGUUCCCAGUACCCGAGCAGUGCCCCCGAGACAGCCAAAGACAGGGCCAUUACCGCUAACCCAGUAAGCAGUGAGCUGUGAAGCUCACCCAUGAUAACUCGGGACGAAAUUAAAACAAAAACUAGGGAAGAAAACUGAAAGUGUUACUGCAAUUUUUUAACACUGUGUAAUACUUAGAGAGAGAGAGAGAGAGAGAGAGAGAGAGAGAGAGAGAGAGAGAGAG